ACCGCCUAUACCUAACAAAUCGUCGCUCGUAGCAAGUGAACGCACCGACGUAGCUCCAAGUGCUACGGACGUAGGCGCUUCUACAAGCGCUACGCAUUCGUACAGUAGUCAAAUAUCGAAUCGUGUAGGAGAUAAGCGAUCUACUGUCUUAUUAGCUACAGCACAAGUUGCAGUUUAUGAUAGCAACGGUAAGCGACAUAUAAUUCGUGUUUUAUUAGACAGCGCUUCUCAAGCAGAUUUUAUAUCUCGAGAAUGUUGCGAACGUCUAGGCUUUCAAUGGUCAAAAACAGAACCUACUAUUGUUAAAGGAUUCGGUGGAAUAGAAAAGGUUAUUCAAUCCAAUUCAGUUAAUUUUAAAUUUUAUUCUCGCUUCAAUGACGACGUUAGCUUCAAUAUUUCGCCACUCGUCGUUGACAAAGUGACAGAUAAAUUACCUACGGCUGUGGUAGAUACGUCGGUCCUAUCACACCUUAAGGGUAUCCCGUUUGCUGACGAAAGUUUCGGCGUACCUGAUAAAAUAGAUGCUUUAAUAGGAGCUUCCCUAUUCCCGCAUUUGCUUCUGCCCGACGACGUCCAUACGUCACGUCGCGACUCGUCGAUGCCAGUCGCACUGCGCACGGUCUUAGGUCUCGUGCUCAUGGGCAAUGCGCCUACGAUACCUACCGUGAAUACAUACUCGGCCUUGACAUGUUGUUUCGUUCAAGAGCCUCCCGCUAUUGACUCUAUAGUUAGGCGUUUCUGGGAACUCGAAGAGCUUCCUUCCGCUUCGGUUCAACAUCCCGACGAUGCUGAAUGCGAAGACUUUUAUACUUCGACUACUAUCCGUGAUCCUGUCACUGGCAGAUACGUUGUCGGCCUGCCAUUUAAAGAGGACGUAUGUUCCCUGGGAAAUUCUAUGGACGUAGCGAAAAAACGUUUCGCUUGCCUCGAAAGAAAGCUCGAAGCUUCACCUAAAUUGAGGUCAGCGUAUGAUGACGUCAUAAAAAAUUAUCUCGCGAAAGAUUAUAUAUCUCCCGCGCCUUCGUACGAUUCUCAGGAUCCUGUUCCUAUCUAUGUGAUGCCACAUACAGGAAUCCUAAGGGAAGACAAAUCGACGAAAUUGAGAAUGGUCGUAGAUGCUUCAUGUCCUUCCAGCUCCGGUCAGGCAUUGAACCAUCUGCUACAUUCCGGCCCUAAUCUACAGGGUGAUCUAUUUAAAAUAAUUUUAAAUUUUCGACUACAUGAGAUAGCAAUGACAGCCGAUUGUCGCGAGCAAUUUCUACAAAUAAUUAUGCGCGAAGCUGAUCGUCGCUAUCAAUGCUUCCUAUAUCGCUUUAGACCACAAGACCCUCUCGUGCUAUAUCAAUUCAAUCGUGUCUGUUUUGGCCUCACUUCGAGUCCAUACCAUGCACUGCGCACGGUACGACAGCUCGUUGAAGAUGAUGGCGCGAAAUAUCCGCUAGCGAGUAGCAUUGUGCUACCGGCGCUAUACAUGGAUGACGUUGCUUUCUCGCUUCCUUGCGAGCGUGAAGCAGUCACUGCGUCACAACAGAUGAUUGACUUGUUCAAAGGCGCACAGUGGGAUUUAAUCAAGUGGAAUAGCAAUUCUCGUGAAGUUUUAAAUCAUAUUCCAGCUUCGCACAAACUUCCUACUGAAGUGGAGUUUGAUAAAACCGUGCACCAUAAGAUACUUGGUUUGCAUUGGUCUACCGAAAAUGACUCGUUUUAUUUCAAAAUUUCCGUACCCGACGAUGUGACAUGCACUAAGCGCUCCAUCUUGUCGACUGUUGCCCGUCUGUGGGACAUAAUGGGCUUCGUUGCUCCCACUGUCGUGUAUGCCAAAAUAUUAAUUAAAAUGCUUUGGCAAUUAAACCUUGAUUGGGACACUGUAGCUCCACCACACAUCAUUAAGAUGUGGAGACAGUUUUGCGAUGAACUACCAGCCCUGAACAAACUUCACAUACCACGUCAUGUGGGCGUGACCGAAGGCUGUGAAAUAACCCUUUUGGGACUGUCAGAUGCUAGCCUCGAAGCUUACGGUGCUGUAGUUUAUUUGCACGUGAGUUCACCUUCUGGCAACACUGUGCGUCUUGUUUGCGCGAAAAGUAAAGUUUCGCCGACAAAACCACAUUCGAUCGCGCGUCUCGAGCUACUAGGUGGCGUCUUACUAUCGAAAUUGCUUCGUACUGUACAUGACAAUUAUGCUGAGCGCGUCCCAAUCAAAGCUACGUAUGCAUUUCUCGACUCAAAAGUCGCCUUGUAUUGGAUCAAGAGUUCUCCGCAUAGAUGGCAGACUUUCGUCGCGAAUCGCGUGGUUAAAAUAACAGAGAAAGUGCACCCCGCGAAAGACGGCAUAAUUCGCGUAGCGACCGUGAAAAUUUCUGGGAGAACUUAUCUCCGUCCGGUUGUUCGAUUAUGCCCUCUUCCAACGCAGUAAGCAUUAUAUAAAGCUUCAAGUUUAGAUAGUAAAUUAGCUUAUAAUUUUAUACCAUAUCCUAUAUAUAUUAAAUACUAACAUUCUUAAUGUAACUUAACUCGAUAUAAUAUUUCAU
This is a messenger RNA of Maniola jurtina (meadow brown), 2531 nucleotides long. RefSeq lists its product as uncharacterized. The record is from RefSeq and is a predicted model, not a curated record. The coding region runs from base 599 to 2416 and encodes 605 amino acids. NCBI's taxonomy places the organism in Eukaryota, Metazoa, Arthropoda, Insecta, Lepidoptera, Nymphalidae. The transcript is spliced from 2 exons.